AUGAAGUCUCUGAAUUUUAUUACCAGCAACAAAAAUAAGUUAGCGGAGGUUAGAGCUAUACUAGGCAAUGUGGUCGAUAUCCAGAGCCAGGCAGUCGACGUGCCCGAGAUACAAGGCACAAUUGAAGAGAUAGCGAAGGCAAAGUGCAGACAUGCAGCAUGUGCAGUGAGAGGGCCGGUAUUGACCGAGGAUACGGCUUUAGAGUUUCAUGCGUUUGAAGGCCUGCCUGGCCCCAAAUCCUUCCUCGAAGCCUUGGGACAUGAGGGGCUAAACAAGAUGCUUGACUCAUUCGAAUCGAGGGGCGCAGAGGCUGUGUGUACUUUUGCAUUUUCUUCUGGUCCUGGGUCGGAGCCAAUCCUUUUCCAGGGAAGAACAGAGGGCGCUAUUGUGAGACCCAGAGGGCCAACCAAUUUUGGUUGGGAUCCUAUAUUCGAGCAUGAAGGCAAGACAUUUGCAGAGAUGACCAAGGAGGAGAAGAAUAAAAUCUCCCACAGAUACAAAGCUCUUGUCAAGCUUCAGCAGUGGCUGGCCGACGAGCAACCGUAA
Aspergillus mulundensis is the source of this 546-nucleotide messenger RNA. RefSeq names its product non-canonical purine NTP pyrophosphatase. Gene Ontology annotation, cellular component: cytoplasm. NCBI's taxonomy places the organism in Eukaryota, Fungi, Ascomycota, Eurotiomycetes, Eurotiales, Aspergillaceae. Gene Ontology annotation, biological process: nucleoside triphosphate catabolic process. The coding region runs from base 1 to 546 and encodes 181 amino acids. The record is from RefSeq and is a predicted model, not a curated record. The transcript has 6 exons. Gene Ontology annotation, molecular function: nucleoside triphosphate diphosphatase activity.